Messenger RNA from Spodoptera litura, 1905 nucleotides. RefSeq names its product vesicular integral-membrane protein VIP36. NCBI's taxonomy places the organism in Eukaryota, Metazoa, Arthropoda, Insecta, Lepidoptera, Noctuidae. Gene Ontology annotation, molecular function: D-mannose binding. Gene Ontology annotation, biological process: endoplasmic reticulum to Golgi vesicle-mediated transport. Gene Ontology annotation, cellular component: endoplasmic reticulum membrane; Golgi membrane; endoplasmic reticulum-Golgi intermediate compartment. The record is from RefSeq and is a predicted model, not a curated record.
CAACACUAAGCUUCGGCUGCCAUGAUUUGGCGUUUGUCUUGUCAUCUAUUAGUGCAUCGUCUAGAAAAUUACAAAAAUGUUUUAUGAAAAGCUUUAUUGGGUGCAACUGUUCUUAGUAUCUAUUUUAAUUAGUUCUAUUGUAGCAGAAUGGAACACAAGGGAUUACAUAAGACGAGAACAUUCACUCACAAAACCUUACCAAGGAGGCGGGUAUUCGGUGCCUUACUGGGACUUCUUAGGUAACACUAUAGUGACUUCGAACUACGUGAGACUAACUCCGGACCUGCAAUCGAAGUCAGGAGCAAUUUGGAACACAGUUCCAUGUCAAACACGCAACUGGGAGCUGCAAGUUCAAUUCAAAGUCCAUGGUCGUGGCAAGGACCUGUUCGGCGAUGGGUUCGCGAUAUGGUACGUCCGCGACCGUAUGCAGACAGGACCUGUCUUUGGAAGCAAGGACUACUUCCAGGGGCUGGCCAUCAUUCUUGAUACCUACAGCAACCACAAUGGUGCUCAUAAUCACCAGCACCCGUACAUAUCGGCGAUGAUAAACAACGGGUCGCUCCACUACGACCACGACCGCGACGGCACACAUACACAGAUCUCCGGCUGCGAGGCCAAGUUCCGCAACUAUAACCACGAUACACACAUCUCUAUUACUUACAUCGAUGAUACACUUACUGUAUCAACGGACUUAGAAGGCAAGAACGCGUGGAAGGAAUGCUUCAAAGUGGAGAAUGUGUUGCUACCUACCGGAUACUUCUAUGGCGCGUCGGCCACCACCGGGGACCUGAGCGACAACCACGACAUCAUCGCCAUUAAGAUGUUCGAGCUCGACUUGUUGGAGGCUCAAAACAAAGAUGAAGACCGUUCCCAAAUCAUUCCCUCGGCGGCAUCAUUCGAGGCUCCUCGCGAGAGGAUCGAGGACUCCAAACCAGCAAUGUCAGGAGUUAAAACCUUCCUAUAUAUGAUGGCGAUAGCCAUUGUAAUCAUAGUACUAGUCGUCCUCGGCAUCAUGUACUACCAAAAACGUCAAGAGCAAAGCCGAAAACGACUUUAUUGAAGAAAUAAUAAAGCUUAAAUUGGUUUCAAUGACAUUCCCGUUGUUUUUUGCAAGCUUUCGGUUUUUUCUUUCUCAGUGAGGGUAGUUGUAAAGUGUUUGCCAAAAUUUUCUGUAAUGAAAUUUUAAAUCGUCUCGAAGUAAAGUUUAUAUGAAUUAUUGAAAUAUGGAAUGACAGCGACCUCUACAACUGUCAUGUAAAAGAAAAGAGAAGCAUGAUAUGGAUUGUGAUGUCAUCGCUACUAAAAUCCAUGUGUAAGAGCGAUAUAACUAUAUUUUUAGGCGAUAAUGGUUCCGUUAACAUUCUUUUUUCAUAUAUACAACUACCCUGUUAACGUCAAAUAUAUGGUUUAAGAACAUUAUUUAUCAUUUAAAAGGAAUGUCUGAAGAGUACAGGUGAUGUUUUUUUGCGGUGGUAGAUUUAUUACUGAUGAGUGAGUGAGGUAGCGCUAUACGCAAACGAUGUGUUAGAAAGAGACAAACGUCUCUAUUAUUAAAAGGUACCAAUUUAACGUUGUGUUUUUAAUAUUUAAUAAAGAAAAAGCAAUAUGGUUUUGUAAUAACAAUAAUUUUAUUGUUUAUUUAAGUAUUCAUACAAAUAUAACACCAAGACUAUUUAUAUUACAAAUUAUGAAACUUAAAAGACUAAUUGUAACGAUAUUCUAAGAUUUGUAACUCCAAAUAAAUUAUCUUUUAUGUAUAUUGUACAAAACUUAAAAGCUGUCAAGACGACAGAAAUCUGUCACUAAGAAGUCAGAUUAAUUAAUAGAUUUUGAACUCUAUUACAGAGCUGUAAGGGUUGAAAAUCGAUUAAAGAUGUUCUAGACUUUGCGACCGAUUAGCCUUUA